This is a messenger RNA of Carassius auratus (goldfish), 1220 nucleotides long. RefSeq names its product G-protein coupled receptor 183-like. Gene Ontology annotation, biological process: G protein-coupled receptor signaling pathway. The record is from RefSeq and is a predicted model, not a curated record. Gene Ontology annotation, molecular function: G protein-coupled receptor activity; oxysterol binding. Gene Ontology annotation, cellular component: membrane. Lineage: Eukaryota; Metazoa; Chordata; Actinopteri; Cypriniformes; Cyprinidae. The coding region runs from base 18 to 1043 and encodes 341 amino acids. The transcript has 2 exons.
ACCUGCUUCUCAGAAACAUGACAGAUCAAACUCCACAACAGACAAUGCCAAUGAAUGACAGCUCCAAAAACCAGACUUGUGAUGUAUUCAUCUACAAGGAGUCUGCGCGGAUCAUCUUUCCCACUUUCUAUUGCCUGGUUUUUAUCAUCAGCGUGGCAGGUAACAGCCUGGUCCUCUGCAUCACCUGUCAGAAAAAGCAGAAGAUGAACUCCACCACCAUGUAUAUCAUCAACCUGGCCAUCUCCGACACCCUCUUCACCUUGGCUCUUCCCGGCAGGAUCAUCUACUACAUCCAAGGCUUCGACUGGCCUUUUGGAGAUUUCUUGUGCCGGCUGACUGCCAUGAUCUUCUACAGCAAUACCUAUGCUAGCAUCGCCUUCAUGACCUGCAUCAGUGUAGAUCGCUACUUGGCCAUGCUGCACCGUCAGAGAUGUCAAAGACUAAGGAAAAACAAAGUUGUGCGAGGUAUCUGCAUUCUGGUAUGGGUGGUGGUGCUUCUUGAGACGUCUCCUCUGCUCAUGAAGAACACCAUGGAAUACAGGUCCAGUCAUCGAACGUGCAUGGAGUUCUCUAAUUUUGAUAGCCCCGGGAUGGCAUACGUUCUCCUGUUUGCUUGCAUAAUUGGGUUUUGCAUUCCAUUGGGACUCAUCCUGUGUUGCUACAGUCAGGUCAGCUACAAGCUCUCCAAGACGGCCAAGGAAAACCCGGUGACCAGCAGGUCUGGCAGCAACAGCAGGGCCAAAAAUAUGAUCCUGCUCAUUCUGCUGAGCUUUGGCGUGUGUUUCAGUCCCUACCACAUCAACAUCAUUCAGUAUGCAGUUAGAAGGCUGUACAAUGAGCCCACUUGUGAGGACUUAAAGACUUUGAAAAUGUCCCUGCAGGUAACCGUUUCCAUGAUGAACUUUAACAGCUGCCUUGACCCUAUUAUUUACUUUUUUGCCAUCAAAACGUACAAGCAGAGAGUCAUGAGUCUUUUUAAGAGCUACCUUUCCGUUUCAGCAUCCUCAAGGAGCAUGCAGGAAAACAGCAGCAGUAACACAUGAGGGCCAAUAUUAUGUGAAGAAAAAUAUGAUGGUGCAAACUGCAGAGGAAAUGUCUGCACACGUGUGAAAAUUUGGUUAGAUAGCUGUAGAGUGCAGAGUUUCAUACUUUUUAUUUCUGAGCAUAUGGAAUACAAUUUCUUAUCAUUGAUGGUGUAUCUGUUAUUUUGUCUUGGGAUU